CAGCCUGCACUCGCAAAUCACACAACCAUAUACUUCACAUACACAGCCACACACACACACACACACGAACUAGUAGAGCUAGCUCAGUGUUCGCAAGGCAGCUAAACCAAGAAGAAGGGUACGUGAUGGCGGAGAGGGUGUCUAGACUGUCGACGGAGAAGGCGGUGGUGAUCUUCACGACGAGCCAGUGCCCGAUGUGCCACACGGUGACGAGCCUCUUAAUCUCCGAGCUCGGCGUGUGCGCGGCGGUGCACGAGCUCGACAAGGACCCGCGCGGCCGCGACAUGGAGCGGGAGCUCGCCCGCUGCCUCGGCCGCGCGCCGCCCGUCCCCGCCGUCUUCAUCGGCGGCAGGCUCGUCGGCUCCACCGACAAGAUCAUGUCGCUGCACCUCGCCGGCAAGCUCGUGCCCAUGCUCAAGGCUGCCGGCGCCAUAUGGCUCUGAAUCCAUCCAUCCAUCCAAAUCACUCAGGCCUCGAACCCCCAAUUUUGAUGGGUUUAUAUACAUAAAUUUGCGGCUUGCAUGCAUGCAAUUAAUCGAACUAUAGAGUGUGCUCACAAAGUAUGGUUGAGAUAUUUUCCGGUGCGGGCCAAACCAAAUAUAUACAAAGUUUCCAAGAAGAAUAUAUGAGGAAAGUUUUGUAUUGCGGCUAGUAGUGUAACCCCUAGCUGGACUAGCUAGGGUGAGGAAUGGCUGUCCAAUCCAUGACAUCGAAUGUAAAUGGACAUGUGUAAAACCCUUGCCUUUCUGGUUUUUCAAAUGAGAUGUGAUUUCUGAAUUACCACAACCGAUAAUAUAUCACUGCUCAGAAGCAAUUUUUAGA
This is a messenger RNA of Sorghum bicolor (sorghum), 822 nucleotides long. Its product is annotated as glutaredoxin-C15. Lineage: Eukaryota; Viridiplantae; Streptophyta; Magnoliopsida; Poales; Poaceae. Bases 126 to 443 code for a protein of 105 amino acids. The transcript has a single exon. The record is from RefSeq and is a predicted model, not a curated record.